Molecule: messenger RNA, 531 nt
Organism: Gongylonema pulchrum
Lineage: Eukaryota; Metazoa; Nematoda; Chromadorea; Rhabditida; Gongylonematidae
Source: the annotation of a GenBank genome assembly
AUGUCUUUGGCGAAAUGGAAAUUGGAUUACUCGGCUGGCUCGACUCGAACAGUAAGAAGCAGCGUGGAUGCGUCUCUGAAUCCUCCGGGUUACUCUCCUCCUGGCACUCCCAUUCAGCUGUUUGAGCAAAGUAGCAGCAACGAGCAGACGCAUCAUCUGAUGAAGAAACGUGCUUGGGACAUGGCGCUACAGCCAAUCAAAAGCUUACCGAUGAAUAUGUUCAUGAUGUACAUGUCCGGCAAUACGAUCAGUAUAUUCCCGAUCAUGAUGAUCGCCAUGAUGGCCUGGCGCCCAGUCAAAGCACUGAUGAGCGUUAAUUUGGCUUUCAAACCCCUGCAGGAUGAACAUACAGGUUCGCUUUUGCCACAUAAAUUUGUAUUCGUUCUUGGCAAUAUGAUUGCGAUAGCAAUGGCACUCUACAAACUGCAUGGUAUGGGCUUAUUGCCGAAUCACGCCUCCGACUGGCUCGAUUUUCAGCUGCCGCCACAGCGAAUGCAGUAUUCCCUCGCUUCCGACUCUUUUAUUUCAUAG